AGGGGUCAACUUCAGACCUGGACAGCAAAGUGGACCCAGAGUCCUGUUCCCUUGGAGAUUACAAGGAUGGGUGUGUAAUGUUGUGUCCAGAAACUCCUGACCUGAGGCUGCUUCUCUGUGUCAAAGAGGCCUCCAGCUUUCCUGGCCGGUUGAGGAAACUGGCCUGGGUCCAGCCCCUCCCACCCCCAACUCUGGGCGGGCAGGCAGAGAACAGCUGACGCCAGCAGUCACUCAUGUGACCACUACAGCUUUCUGUUUGCUCCCUGUCCCAGAACUGGCAGUUUGCUGCUUGGCGUGGAGGGAUUAAUCAGUGACAGGAAGCUGCCUCUUCUAGAGCCGUGACCAGCUGUGGUUAGGAAAGCCUCUGCAAGACCAGCCCUAGGAGUCUGUCCAGCUUCCCGCCUGCUGCUCACCCACCUGCUCCUGCCAUGGGGCACCUUGGGGUCCUCCUCUUCCUGCUUGGGGGCCUGGGGGCUCUUGCUGAUAUCUGCGAAAUACCACAGGUGGAUAGCAAGCUGGUGGAGAGGCUGGGCCAGCGCCUCUUGCCCUGGAUGGACUGGCUCUCUCUGGAACACCUGAACCCCAGUAUCUACGUGGGUCUGCGCCUCUCCAGCUUGCAGGCUGGGGCCAGGGAGGCCUUCUAUCUGCACAUCCUCAAACUCAGUUACCAGCACAGCCUCCUGGGGCUUACCUUCAACGAUGACAACAGUGACUACCAGGACAAGCCCUCCAUGGGCCAGCUGGCCCUCUACCUGCUAGCUCUCAGGGCUAACUGUGAGCUUGUUGAGGGCCGCAAGGGGGGCAGGCUGGUCUCGCAGCUGAAGCGGUUCCUGGAGGAUGAGAAAAAGGCCAUUGGACACAAUAACAAGGGCCAGCCCCACACCAGCUACUAUCAGUAUGGCCUGGGCAUCCUGGCCCUGUGUGUUCACCAGAAGCGGCUCCAUGACAGUGUGGUGGGAAAGCUCCUGUAUGCCGUGGAACAUGAACAGCAUCUCCACCAGGGCCACCUCUCUGUGGACACAGUGGCCAUGGCAGGCUUGGCCUUCACCUGUCUAGAGCACUCCAACCUCAACCCCAAUCGGAAACACCAGAUCACCCGGGCCAUUGAGAACAUACGAGAGAAGAUCCUAAAGGCCCAGACCCCUGAGGGCUACUUUGGAAAUGUCUACAGCACCCCUCUGGCACUACAGUUACUGAUGAAGUCCUCCAUGCCUGGGGUGGAGCUGGGCACAGCGUGCCUUGAGGCAAGGGCUGCUCUGUUGGCCAGUGUGCAGGAUGGGGCCUUCCAGAAUGCUCUCAUGAUUUCCCAGCUGCUGCCUGUCCUGAAUGGCAAGAGCUAUGUGGAUCUCAUCUCCCCAGACUGUGAGGCACCAAGAGUCAUGUUGAAACCAGUUGUGGAGACCCCUUCACCGACCCAAGAGGUCAUCAGUGUCGUGCUGAACGUCCCCAGUGUCUCGCCACCAUACAUAAACUCCAUCUCUGUCCCUGCUGGGUCCUCCUUGGAAGAUGUCCUUAAGAAGGCCCAGAAGCUCAGAGGAUUCAUGUAUGGAACGCAGAACACCUUGUCAGGCCCCUUCCUGACCUCUGUGAUGGGAAAAGAAGCUGGGGAACGUGAGUUCUGGCAGCUCCUCCGAGCCCCUGACACCCCACUGCUACAGGGUAUUGCUGAAUACACCCCCAAGGAUGGAGAAACCAUUGAGCUGAGGCUGGCUACCUGGUAACUUCUGCGCUCACUCACCCCAGCAGCCUUGCCCACUCCCUGGGCUUCCGCCUUCCCUCCAGACAUCGCUGUAACAGCCCAACCCUGCUGCUACCUCAUGUGCACUUGGAUAGGGUCCCCUGGAUCAUUCCAGCUACCACCCUUGCGAAGGUCCUAAGCUAUCAUCCACCCUGGAUCAGUUAACCAAGCGCUUUCCCUGGGAGGGCUGUCUGCUCCAGUCUGGCCCAGUCUGGCCACACAGGCAUCCUUUGAAGGCCAUUCAUGGUCUGUAGGGUAUAAAGCAUCUCCGACUCCUCAACACAAGGAGGAGAAGUCACUGGCUACUGGUGCUAUGAGGACUGCCCCUCUGGGAUUGAAGCCCUGCAAGGAGACCUCUGUGGCCCAGGGGCUACAGCCCUGAUCCCAGCUCUCAACUCCACCUUCAUGGCGGUGGCCCCAGUGCUUGCUGUGGCAUAGUAGCUGGUGGGGGCUCUGCAGAGACGCUCAAACCCUGCCUAUGAAAUGAUUAAAGUGUUUGUGCACCUGC
Neofelis nebulosa (Clouded leopard) is the source of this 2246-nucleotide messenger RNA. It is a transcript of the gene TCN2, whose product is annotated as transcobalamin 2. The coding region runs from base 429 to 1721 and encodes 430 amino acids. Gene Ontology annotation, biological process: cobalamin transport. The record is from RefSeq and is a predicted model, not a curated record. Lineage: Eukaryota; Metazoa; Chordata; Mammalia; Carnivora; Felidae. The transcript has 11 exons. Gene Ontology annotation, molecular function: cobalamin binding.